AUGCAUUUGCUUUAUUUACUUUCGUUUUCAUCUUUUUCUACUCAAUCUUUUCAAUUCUCACUCAAUGAUGAAAGAUUUGUCAAAAUCGAGAAAAAAUCGGUCGCAGACUCGUGGAAUCGAAAAUUUUUCAACUCUCCGAUGUAUCAACAAGCAAAAAGCUUAGAAGUUUCUGAGUCAACUCUUUUCAUUUUCAAAGCAGUUACUUUAAAUCGAACUAAUGAAAGAAAAAAUGAUCUGCGAAUCGCUGGAGUCAACAACAGAAAAAGUGGACACUUGCAACAAAAACCAGCGAAUCUCAAAAUUAUUGACAACAAUCGAGAUGUCGCUUUUUCAAUGUCAACUUUUUCUGGGAAAUGUAAAUUCAAACCGUUUCUGAUCGAAUCUCGACCCAGUGAGCUCUCGUCAGAGAUUUCUCUCGAACGUCGAAAUGGAAGAACCUCAAAAAGAGUGCCCAUUUCUCUUGACACUGUUCAUUUAGGGGAAAUUUAUCAAUUCUUUCAAACUCAUCCAUUGGAGUGGGUUGACGAUUUUGCGAUGGUUUCCUUGAUCAUCGAGCUAAUGAUCCGACACGAUAAAACAGCUGUCGUCCUUCCCGUUGUUUCUGUAACUGAAAAUGUGAUGAAAGUGUUGAAAUUCUAUGAGAAACAAACGAAAAUCACCCUCUUCCCACUGCCAAUGAUUCCAUUUGGAGAAAAGCUGAAUCCGAACAAAGCCUUCUCGUGGGAUGCAUUCACUUAUCGUCUAGCUCUUAAGCUUUUUGGCGGUGCUGAUGACGGGGAUUUCUCUCAAUCAGCUCAAUCUCAAGUCUGGAUUGACACGAAUGAACGUUUUCCUAGCAAACGUCGGACUUGGGUUUUCAACGAUGUAGCUAAAUCAAUUUACGAAGGCAAAGAACUCGACAAGAACCUCUGGCAAAAAUGGGAUCUUUCUGGAGAAGAAAUCAACACUGUGAAACGAAUCUUUGGCAAUGCAAAGUCCACUUUGAGCAUAAUUUUUGCUGAAAACUUACCAAGUAGAAUGAAAGUCAAUAAGAGAUGGGAAUGUUAUAAGAGUGAGUGCUCAAACUGGCUCGAGGAUUGCUAUGAAGUGAUGAUCACAGAAGACGAUUGGAUAUUUGCUCAAUCAAAUUCGAAUCAUUGGACUGUUCUU
This is a messenger RNA of Mesorhabditis belari, 1149 nucleotides long. Lineage: Eukaryota; Metazoa; Nematoda; Chromadorea; Rhabditida; Rhabditidae. The record is from the annotation of a GenBank genome assembly.